This is a messenger RNA of Xenia sp. Carnegie-2017, 5849 nucleotides long. RefSeq names its product rho GTPase-activating protein 35-like. The transcript is spliced from 22 exons. Gene Ontology annotation, biological process: signal transduction. Gene Ontology annotation, molecular function: GTPase activity; GTP binding. The record is from RefSeq and is a predicted model, not a curated record. Bases 92 to 5575 code for a protein of 1827 amino acids. NCBI's taxonomy places the organism in Eukaryota, Metazoa, Cnidaria, Anthozoa, Malacalcyonacea, Xeniidae.
AGCACGUAAACAUGGCGACUGGCUAACAUAUAAUAAUAGAAGAGCCACUUAGUUCAUAAAUUUUGUUCCGAUUACUUAUCGUACGACUAACAUGUCGAAGAAGACAGAAGGUGGGAGAACAUUCCAUGUAUCUGUGAUAGGUUUAUCGGGUUUGGACCACGAGAAAAAUUUAUAUGGCGUCGGUAAAUCAUGCCUGUGCAAUAGAUUUGUGCGGCCAUUAGCGGACGAAUACAUACUCGAGCAUUCUUCAAUAUACAGUUCUUCAGAUUUUGCCGGCCGCGUUAUAAACAACGAUCACUAUUUAUAUUGGGGAAGUGUUGUGAAACAGUCUGAUGAUGGUUCAGAUCAAACAUUUCAGCUUGUGGAGCAAACAGAGUUUAUCGAAGAUUCGAGUCUGACAACUCUUACGCGCGGUGGACAAAUCUCACCUUAUGUAAAGCGUUGUGCUGCUGUUAAGUUACAAUCCCAAGAGAAGUUGAUGUACAUUAGUCGUGAUCAGGUUGCAUUGCAAAGUGAGUAUGAACAAGUACAACUGCCUGGUGGUAAAUUUACUGUUGAUGGUUUUGUUUGCGUUUACGAUGUGUCGUCUCGAGGAAAGGCUGACGACCAAGAAAUGUUGUACGCAUCUCUUUUAUCCGUCUUACAAAAGACGAAAAAACCUGUGGUUGUCGCUGCUACUAAAUGUGAUGACCUUCUCAAAAACUCCUUGGAUAACUGCCAUAAACUUUUUACCAGUAAGAAACUCACCAAUGUGCCUAUUAUUGAAUGUUCGGCUCAAGAAAACGUGAAUGUCGAUCUUGUUUUUUCGUUGCUGGCUCAACUGAUAGAAAAAGGUCGUAUUCGGUCGAGGAUAACACCUUACAGUGAAUCAAAACAAAUUCAGAAAGAAAAGAUCACGGAUGCUUUGGGUCAAUAUCAAAAGUUAGUUGAAGAACAAAUUAAUAAUUUUCAAUCGAUUUGGAAGAAUACGAAAAAAAAAUUUGAAAGUAGAUGUGAGUAUUUGACUGUACGUGAUUUAUGUGGUAUUGAUACUUGUAAAAAGAUAUUUAAUAAACAUAUACGGCGUUUGAAGAAAGAAGCAGAAGACAUAAAACUUGCAGAAUAUUUAACUAAGGUACCGGAGGCUUUAAACGAUAUGUUUCCCACGAUAAAAAGUAUUAAUGGUUUGCAACAGGACUCGUCCAAAUGGAGAAAAGCGAUCAAAGAGCACUUACUGUUUGAUAAAUGGUUUAUGGAACUUUCAAAUGGCAACUCUUGGCAAGAUAGUGAAAAUUUGACUGUCGAAACCUCUCUUGUUCCAUUCGAUGUCUUGGGUUGUGAUGAGGUCGAGUCUUGUUUUAUCAAACAUGUUGAAAAACUAAAAGAAGCCGAAGUAUUCGCUCGCAUGAAAAAAGAAUUUCAACGUCUUUUACAGCUUACACCGCAAAUUCAACCGGGUACACCUUGGGACGACGCUGUUUUACUGUUAAAAAACGAAGAAAGCUACAAAUAUCUUAGCGACGAUGACAAAUUGGGAAUAUUUUUGAAGUAUCAAGAAGAAAUUCGAGAGCAAGGACGCAUUGACUUACAAGAAUUACUUUUCGAAUCUGCGAAGUUGUUUGCAAAUUUUGGUCCUUCAUGCCGACCUACAACAGAAAAACUCCAUCAAAUUUGCAACGAACUUCAAAAAGAUGAACGCUACAGACGUUUGGACAAACUUCCAAACGAAAGAGAUACAAUGUUGUGGAAUCAUAUUGCUCUGAUACACAGUCCGACUCGUUGUCUUGGUCCUGAAGGAAAAUGUAUGGACAGGUUAAUUCAAGAUGUCGUUGCCACCACCGAUCAAAGGCCUUUGUCAUCGUUUCUUAGUGGUAGUUGUGAUACAUUUGAUUCUGAAGACAGUCUAGUCACAUUGGUUCUUGUGGGUGCCGAUGAUCUCGCUAAAGAAUUUGCUAAUGGAGUAGAGAAACGUUGCUAUGGUGAACAUAUGGAAUAUCCUUUCGAGAACAAAUUGUAUGAAUUGGAUAUGAAAAUCGUCGAAGACAAUGAUGAAAAAGUGGUUGAUGUCUUUGGCGAAUUGGACGACAUCAGCAUGACUGGUCUGUGUUGUGUGUUCUCCUCGCAAGACUCAUUUAAUUACGUCGAGUCAUACCUCGAGAAGACAAUGGGGCAGUCGGAUGACAUUUUGAGAGAAGACGUUCCCAUAGUGUUGGUGUUUGCGCAUGACACUCAGAAGGCGCAUGCUCAGAAGGAACUGAGAUCAAGAGCGCAGGAUCUUGUAAAGAGGUACAAUUGUGAGUUUAUCGACGUCCAUAUUAGCCAUUUCUAUCGAGAUCAGUUGAUCACCGAUACUCAAGUAGACUUGGCAAUCAAACAUAUAUUGGAGUGUAUUCGAAAUCAAACAACAUCGCGGUGUAUUUCUGACGAUAUCAAGGAUCCUGAUCCUGACUUGAGGAUUUUGUUAUGUGCAAAUUGUGGCGAUCCAUAUCCUGUGGAGUUGAUCUUGGGUCCCCUAUUCACAAAUCAAUCAUGCUCAAAAUAUCCAAAUAGAAAUGAUAGCGUUAUUCUGGAGACUUUUGUUGGGACUGAGAAGAAGAAAGUGAUGAUAACAUUUACCUCUUAUCAUCGAGCGUAUAGUUUAAACAUGCAAAAGUACCAUGGUUAUAUACUCGUGUAUUCUGCCGUCAGAGCUGCAUCGCUGUCCACCUUAAGUGUAUACGCUGCUUCAAUACCAACAAUUCCUAUUCAAGUUCUUGCGACGACUGGAAGUUAUUCUGGAGCGAGUGUUGUAUUUCAUAGUAAUGUUGCCAAGACCUUACUUGCUGACGGCACAAAUCUUGCCAGCAGACUUUAUGCAAAGUUUCAAACAACGUCAGCUCAUUUUCAGUUUCAAGCUGGUGCAUUUACUCCGUUCUUUAAUCGUGUUUGGGAGAAAAGAGAGGAAUCAGAAGAAACAUAUCUCGAUCAUAUCGCUGUUUUCUCUGAUUCUCUUCAACGCAAGAAACAUGAUCCACUACCUGAUGUUCCUCCAUCACCUUACAAUGCUAAACUACAUCGCAAUCGAAGCUACAGCGAGCAUCUUAAUCCUUCUGCGACCCUAAUAUUCCGUGACAUCCAUACCUCAUCCAAAAACGUAGCAAGAACACAAGCUUCUCCUUAUGAACAAAUAUCGUUGCUUCAUGAUGGUGAAGAGUCCCUACGCUGUUGUGAAAAGAAGAUCAUUCACCGAAGCUUGUGGCACAAAAAUAUUGAUGAUUUGAAUGCUUUAGUUGACAUUUUUAUCAAGCUGUCUCUUCAAACAAGUCUAGGACAAUGUUUUAACGUACAUCAUCCACCAUUCACCAGCACACCGAAUGCCAGUUCAACAGAAGAGGUGCAACCAUAUGCUUCAACAACACCACUCAGAGCUGAAAUAAAUGCCAGGUCAACAGAAGAGGUGCAACCAUAUGCUUCAACAACUUCACUCAGAGCUGAAAUAAAUGCCAGGUCAACAGAAGACGUGCAACCAUAUGCUUCAACAACUUCACUCAGAGCUGAAAUAAAUGCCAGCUCAACAGAAGACGUGCAACCAUACGCUUCAACAACGCCACUCAGAGCUAAAAUAAAUGCACCACAACCUCAUCAAAGUGUUGAGAAUGUUGAACACCUUUACUCGAAGGUUGAUCGUUCAGCCAUUUUGAAAGCAGUUAAAGAUGAGACGCGUGGUGCAUCUCCAGAACGUCCAUUGAAUCCUCCUUACGAGGACAUACGAAAGUAUCAAAGAAAUGAAAAUUGUGAUACACCACCUCCUGUUCCACUUCGUACUAUUCAUGAUAUGGAUGAUCUGAACGAAAUGGAAAAUCGAGAUGAUAACGAACCAUACUCUAGCAUACAAACUACAAUGAGUAAUAAUCUUGAUGAAGGAUAUUCGACUGUUGAUGACACUAAGCAACGUGCUAAUAAACUACCGAACGGCGAUCCAUAUGAAAUGGAUACCAAGCGUAAAAUUAGAUUUUUUACUGAACGGAUUACACCACCUGUACCUGAAGACAGCAGGCGAUUUCCAAGCGAUAGUUUACGAAGAUUGCAUGAUAAAAAAUCGGUUCCAAGCCUCAUUAGACAGUUCUCAAACAGUGCUCCUCUAGCCCAGAUGGAGGAGUCUGAGGUUCCUGAUUACGCUACUAUUGAGGAAAUAAAUAGAAAGAUGAAUCGACAUUCAGCGAUUCCCGAAAUCACAACCAAUCAUUCUGACAAUGUAGUCAUGCGCAAUAUAAAUAAAGAGAGCCAACGAUCGGCAAGAUCUGCCGACGAAAACACAAUAGCUGAGCUGAUGGGAAAUGCUGGAAACAUUGCUGCCCAAAGACGACUUGAAUGUCGUCGAAUGAGUCCUGGCAAACGUUUACCUUUGCCAGAGAUACCCAGUGAUAUAACUUCUCCGGUAUCAGAACAAUCAUCGCCUUUAGCAGAUAUUCCCCACCCCCCUGGAAGUUAUUCGGUUUGUUCUGAUGAUGGACAGACAGCUGACGACGAAGCAACAAUUGAUCGAUCGAAGAAACUUCGUAUUCCAAGCAUACGACGGUCACGUAAGAACUCUCCGAUGACAGUACGACGUGUACAGGAUGUUGGAAAACGUUCACGUAAUCGAAAACGGAAAGAAGCAGAUAGUAAAAUAAGCGAGCCGACUAUCAGUCGAAGUAAAAGUGUGCCACGAAAUUUCAAUCCUUUAACGAAGCGCUACGAAACUGGUGUAUGGAUCGCUGCUACAAACCAGGCCAAAUAUAACAGUAUUUCUAUGGGAUAUAGGGGUAUGUCCCCGCGUCUUGAUGAUGCUGAAUCUGUUACAGAAGAGGAUACAGAAGACGACACAUUAACUAGAAAGCGUAAAAAAGACGAGAAAGAAGCAGAAAGAAAUCGAAAACGCGAGGAGAAAAAACAAAAGAAACGUGAAAAAUUACAAAAGAAAAAGCAGGAACGAAUACGAAAGAAAGAAGAAGAAUUUCGUCGAAAAAAAUCGAAAGGAAAUACAAGUCGCUAUUUUGGCCAUCCACUAUCUGAAAUUUGUCCUGAAAACUCCUUUGUACCACUUUUUGUCACGAAAUGCAUCAAAUUCGUUGAAGAUAACGGUAUGCAAACCAAGGGAAUUUACAGAGUUAGCGGUAACAAGGCUGAUGUUGAAGCUGUUCAUCAAAGAUUCGAAGAAGAUCAAAGUAAAGAUUUUACUGAGUUAGGAUUUAGUGUACACGCUGUCACUGGGGCUCUUAAGUCUUUUUUUACCAAACUUCCUGGCGCUUUAAUUCCCAGCGAUAGCUACGAUGGUAUCAUCCAGGCGACAACAAUGAUGGAUGCAAAUGAGAGAUUUUCGGAGUUGCGAAAGAUCAUGAAAGAGUUGCCACCACAAAAUUAUUCCGUGUUCAAACGUUUAAUGUUUCAUCUUAACAAAAUAACCGAGUUGAAAGACAUUAAUAUGAUGGAGUCACGAAACCUUGCUAUCGUUUUCUGGCCAACGCUUGCCCCACCUGUCGUUGCAUCUAUUGACAAUUUUUCACGAACUAUGAACAUGUGUCUUUUUGUGCAAACAUAUAUUGAGCAUUGCACGGAACUGUUUAAAGAUGAAUGAAUUUUAGUAGAAACUAUUUUAUUAAAUGUGUAACAAAAAUUUGUACAUGUCCUAGAAAUAAUCUUUUCAAAACAGUGCUGUAAAUCUGUAUCAUGUACUUAGUAUUAUUUCAAUUUUUUCCUGAUGUUGCUAAGGACUGUAGUUAUAUUUCUAAUGUAUUUUUAUUGUAUAUAUAAUUUUAUGUGGAAAAAUUAUGCUUUUUAACGUAUUUUUGGAAUAGCUGGAAUCAAGAAUUUUUUUGUUUAACUGUGGAAAUAAAUGUGUGAUCUUUUGA